AUGCUAGGCAAUUUGAUCGUCUGGCAAAGUUUGCACAAGAGAUCGUACCAACCGAGGCCCUUCGGGUUAAAAGAAAAAGCUUUUGAAGUUGAGUUGCUUGAAAAUGAUAUAAAGAAGGAGAAUGCUGCUAAGUGGGAAGCCCGAAGAAACAAUGGAGAAAAUCAAGAGAAUAAGAGAAAACACGAGGGAAAUCACAGUAAUGAUCGUGAUAAAAAGGGGAAAACAGUGGUCCAAAAUAACAACAAUGGGGUAAAAAGGUCCUAUGUCGAAUUCCCAAUUUGCCGCACAUGCAAUAGGAAACAUCUUGGGGAGUGUAAGAUGAAGUCAGGGGUGUGCUACAAUUGUGGGCAGCCACGCCAUUUGAAGAAAAAUUGCCCAAAGGGACAAAAGAAGGAGAACCAAGUCGCUCAAGCUCGAGUGUUUGCUCUCACCAGAGGAGAAGCGGCCACAAGCAACACUGUUGUCUCAGGUCAGGUUUCUAUUUACGGAUUGCCUUGUAAUGUUCUCUUUGAUUUUGGAGCUACUCAUUCUUAUAUAGCUACUAGGAUAAUUGAUAGUAUAGAUAAGCCAUGUGACCUACUUAGAUGUGGUAUUGUGACGGAAUUACCCUCGGGAGAAACCAUGCUAUCAACAAGAAGAAUGCGAGAGGUACCUAUCAUAAUCAAAAGCAAAGAACUCAUGGGCAACCUAAUAGAGCUGGAAAUUAAGGAAUAUGAUGUUAUACUUAGGAUGGAUUGGCUAUCUAGUCACGGCGCGAUAAUCAAUUGCCGAAAGAAACUGGUCGUUUUUGAAACAAAGGCUGGGGAUCGGUUUAUUUUCAAGGGCGACAAGCUGGCCCUUAGGACUCCAUUAAUCUCUUCCCUAAAAGCUAGUCAGCUAAUGAAGGCGGGGUGUCUGGCAUUCUUGGUCAGCGUAGUGGAUCGAGCAAUAGAGACACAACUAAAUGUGGAGAAUGUGCACAUAGUCUGUGAAUUUCCAGAGGUCUUUCCAGAAGAUCUUUCCAGAAGAUCUACCGGGACUACCUCCAGAUAG
This is a messenger RNA of Cannabis sativa, 1032 nucleotides long. RefSeq lists its product as uncharacterized. The record is from RefSeq and is a predicted model, not a curated record. Gene Ontology annotation, molecular function: zinc ion binding; nucleic acid binding. The coding region runs from base 1 to 1032 and encodes 343 amino acids. The transcript is spliced from 2 exons. NCBI's taxonomy places the organism in Eukaryota, Viridiplantae, Streptophyta, Magnoliopsida, Rosales, Cannabaceae.